AGAACGCGCUCAGUCUCAAACACGCCUUGCACGAAGAAAGCCAUGGCUCACUCUGCUGUUGCUUCCGUCUUAAUUCUGAGCUUGAUUUCCCAGAUUGAAGGAUUUCCGAAUGGGGCUCCGCCAAGUGCCUGCUCCAGCAUGACACCUGGACAUGGUGUCGCUACUCAACAAAGUUCAUCUCCAUUCAUAACGACCUCAACUAAAGGGGAAAUUGCUUUGCCGGGCACUUCCGUGCAGCUGGAACUACGCCCUCAAAAUGGUGACACUCCUUUCCGAGGUUACUUUGUUAUGGCGUUCGAUCGAAAUGAUGAUUCUAAACCGAUCGGCACGUUUCAAGAACCAAGGGACGGCAAAUUAAUUGAUUGUUCCGGUGGCAUGCAGAACGCUGUCACGCACAUCAACAACAGCGACAAGAAAUCAGUGAUCAUCGAAUGGAUGCCCCCUCCCAAUUACUCUGGACAAGUCGUGUUUAAGACAACAUUUGUGCAAAACAAGAUGACAUUUUGGGUCAAAACGGAAUCAAAGGUCGUCUCUGUCGUGACAGAAACACAGGGCUCACCAAGAAUGGUACCUAAACCGGCAGGCAGUUCUGCGUCGCAAGUCAAUUACAUUUUAGGCAAUUUGGUUUCUCUCUUUUUGAUGGCUAUUUCGGUGCUGUAACGUUUCGCCAUUUCUCUUUUCGCUUGCUUGUUUUAUUGUCAUCGAUAUAACACACACACCUUAAUCUACUGCU
This is a messenger RNA of Daphnia carinata, 733 nucleotides long. RefSeq names its product putative defense protein. Lineage: Eukaryota; Metazoa; Arthropoda; Branchiopoda; Diplostraca; Daphniidae. The record is from RefSeq and is a predicted model, not a curated record. Bases 43 to 660 code for a protein of 205 amino acids. Gene Ontology annotation, molecular function: oxidoreductase activity, acting on metal ions. The transcript has 6 exons.